This is a messenger RNA of Contarinia nasturtii (swede midge), 1729 nucleotides long. Its product is annotated as facilitated trehalose transporter Tret1-like. The transcript is spliced from 7 exons. Gene Ontology annotation, biological process: transmembrane transport. Gene Ontology annotation, cellular component: membrane. Bases 328 to 1728 code for a protein of 466 amino acids. The record is from RefSeq and is a predicted model, not a curated record. Gene Ontology annotation, molecular function: transmembrane transporter activity. Lineage: Eukaryota; Metazoa; Arthropoda; Insecta; Diptera; Cecidomyiidae.
CCAAAAAGUAGUUCAUUUCAAAAGCGUGAAAAUGGUCAAUAUAAUUGCUGCCAAUUGAAAAAGAAUUAGUUUCGGUUAUUUUUAUUUUAAUGGAACGAAUUUAUUUUGUAUUGUGAACUUCUUUUUUCAAAAAAUUGAAUUCUUUGACGAAACUAGCACUCACGUGACAUUCAGAGCCGAUAGUAGCUUAGUCACUUUUUUUCCACUCGGGAGCUCAUAUACCAAUACCAAAAAAGUAAUAUCGAUUGACAGAAUUUUGAUUGUUGACACAAAAUAUGGUGUUUCUAACAUUCAAUUGGAAGUUAGUAAAUUACACAGGAAUUUGAUAUGUUGAAAUUUGAAACAAAUACAGUGCAAAUGCAGAGCGCCAAGUACCAAUAUGUAGCAGCAUUUGUGGUGAAUCUACUAUCAAUUGCAAGUGGAGUUACAGGUGGUUGGUCAAGUCCCAACAUAAUCCUGUUAAUGUCAGAUGAAACACCGCUCCCGUCGGGUAGAAUUACAAUGGAGCAAUGUUCCUGGCUUGUAUCCUUUUUAUAUAUGGGUGGUGUGUUUGGAAACAUCAUAUUUGGAUUCGUUACAAAUCGAUUUGGUCGAAAAUGGCCUUUGAUCAUCAUGACAAUUCCAAUGAUGAUAAGUUGGUUGCUCAUUUUAUACAGCCAGAAUAUUUAUUAUAUUUAUGCAUCGAGAAUUCUGAAUGGUAUCAUCGGAGGCGGUUUAUUUAUUAUAAUUCCAUUGUUCUUAUCAGAGAUAGCAAUUGAUCGUGUACGUGGCGUAUUAGGCUCAACACUUAUUUUAGCUGAAAAUAUAGGCAUUUUAUUGGCAUUCAUUUUGGGUCAUUUUUGUGAUUACUAUACGACGCCGAAAGUUGUUAUUGCUUUGAUGAUUAUUUGCUCUGUUUUGCUGUUCUUCUUUCCAGAAUCACCGCCAUUCCUUAUGAAACAAAAUCAAGUACUUGAAGCUGAAAAAUCAAUUCAUUUUUAUCAAAAUUUAAAUGGAAAUAAUGCCAACUACGAAUUACUUCAAAUUGAAAUGAGUAAAUUGCAAAGCAUGUUUGCUGACAUGAAAACCGAAAGUUCUUUAACAUGGUCAGACUUAACAACACACACCGCUCGAAAGGCCAUUACGAUUGGAGUAGUUUUGGCUGCCUUGAAUCAAUUCUGUGGCUGUUUUGCAAUGUUUAACUAUACGUCAUAUGUAUUCGAAGAGGCCGGAUCGAAUUUUACACCAAAUGAAUCAGCCAUCGUUAUUGGCUUCAUUUCUCUAUUUGGAUCAUUUUUGUCAACGAAUCUUGUUGAUCGAGCUGGCAGAAAGAUUUUAUUUGCAAUAUCCUCCGUGGGAACAGCUUUGGGUUUGAUUGUUUUAGGCAUUUAUGUAAUGUUAAAAUCUUGGAAUUAUCAAGUUGAAACACUUAAUUGGAUUCCAAUGGUGAGUUUUUCAUUCGUCGUUUUCAUCGCAUCAUUGGGUUUAAUGACGCUUCCGUUUGUCGUCAUCUCGGAAAUUAUGCCGGAAAAAAUAAAAGAUUUUUCCGUAUCAUUUUGUAUGAUUAUUUUGUGGACAUUAACAUUUAUAAUGGUAAAAUGGUUACCACUACUUACUGAAUCGUUCGAAUUUUAUAGAAGUAUGUUUCUAUUUGCUGCAGUAUGCGUGCUUGGGUAUGUGUUUAUCUUUUUUUAUGUACCAGAAACUAAAAGCAAAAGCUAUGAACAAAUCAUGGACUCACUUCGAUAAU